Molecule: messenger RNA, 542 nt
Organism: Tachysurus vachellii
Lineage: Eukaryota; Metazoa; Chordata; Actinopteri; Siluriformes; Bagridae
Exons: 3
Coding region: 164-364 (66 amino acids)
Biological process (GO): endoplasmic reticulum unfolded protein response
Cellular component (GO): endoplasmic reticulum
Source: RefSeq, a predicted model, not a curated record
CACAGCGCCCCAAGCAGCUAGCGGUCAUUUAUUACUCGGAUUUAUGUUUCUAUAAUAAAUCACUACAGAUUAAACAACCUGGCGGCUUGAUUUCUGACGCAAGCGCGAUUUAGCGUGACGUGAAUCUGUUCUUUUGUGUACAUUUUCGUCAUUUCCGGUCAUCAUGUCGGCGGUACAGCGGAUGAAAAUGGCAAAUGAGAAACACAGCAAGACCAUAACACAGAGAGGGCACGUGCAGAAGACCACGAGGGUACAGGGAGAGGAGAAAUCUCCAGUGGGACCAUGGCUUCUUGCACUGUUUGUGUUUGUGGUGUGUGGCUCAGCUAUCUUCCAGAUCAUACAGAGCAUCAGACAGGGCAUGUAGGAUGCUGAUGUUUGGUGUCUGGGUGAUGGUCAAAAUGAAGCUCCUCCCACUAAUACUGACUGACCAAUCACCUCCUCCAGAGUUUACAUUAUAAUGGAGUUGUUGUUUCACUGACCCAGUGUGUUUGUGUGUGUGUGUGUGUGUGUGUGUGCAUGUAGUACUAUGCUAUGCAAUAUUU